UUUAUUGAUAGAAAAAAAUGUCUCUACCAUUACAUCUUUUUUUUUUUCUCCGCCCAGAAAUUUUUUAUUCUUUCGAAUACCAGUAAUUCGACGACUCCCAUUUCAAAUCCAAAUUAUUUUGUAUGUAGUGGUCCGACUACUCUUUAUUUAUUUAUUUUUGAAAAUGGCUAGUUUUGCCUGUAUGCUAUUAAUGGAUGAGCUAUCCAAGGCGGUAGCCCAGUUCAAUCCCGCGUUUAGAGGUGAGUCCGCGUUGGGAGGAAUGAAUGGUGGGUUCAAUCCACCACCAACGCCUAACAAUUCGACUCUUUUUUUGACUGCUGAUUCGCACGAAGCUGGUCCCUCUGCCUCUGAGGAAAGGAGGGAGGAGCUAGAGCUCCGUAACUCCAAAGAAUGGAGAGAAAGCGAAGAGCACAUACAGAAGGUGGAAUCCAAGAAAAAGUUAAUGGCCCAACGAGCGAAGGAAAUCGCUCGGGAAAGAGGUUACAAUCCACUACGCUGCGAGGCUGUAGAAGAUGCAGCAAGAGACGUAGCGGAGAGAGUUGAGGAUAUCCCGGAGAAGCAGCAACUGGGUUUCCUAGCCAACUUAAUCCGUAAUCUUAACGAUCCUAGCACCGAUACUUGGGGGGACAUCCAUGAAGAAGUAAGAAAGUGGCGCUCCUGGGAAGAAUGAGUGAAAAAGUGUCCCAAAAGAAUAGAAGGCCCUCGUCUAGGAUCUUCCAAAUUCAAACCCUGUGACGACUUCGGUUCUUAUUUCUUACUCCCAUGUUUUCCGUUGGUCAACAACCAACAAAAGUUCUACCUAUAAUUCUUAACUACUCGUACAGGAAAGACUCUCUUUCUAUCUGGAGAAGAGGUUGAUUUCUCAAUCAAAAUAUGUUUCCACU
Rubroshorea leprosula is the source of this 884-nucleotide messenger RNA. The record is from the annotation of a GenBank genome assembly. NCBI's taxonomy places the organism in Eukaryota, Viridiplantae, Streptophyta, Magnoliopsida, Malvales, Dipterocarpaceae.